AUGACCGAGGCGAGCGCGUUCGACGCCGCGAUGACGUCGUCGCCCACGGCGGAUAACGCGCACAGCGGUCGAUCCCCCGCGUCGUCAUCGCGCCGCCGCUCGCGCUGGACGGGCGCCUCACUCGGCAUCCCGGCACUCGUCGCGUCGUUGGCCAUUUCGCCGCCGACAGUCUUUGCGUCUGCGACGUCGCAAUCGUGGUAUGAAGUCAACACAGGAUUUGUUUGCAGUGGCAGGAACGAGCUCGGCAGUUUUUCCCUUUCACUUGCGGACUGCGCGGCUCGGUGCGAUGCGGAACCGACGUGUAUCUCAUUCGAAUUCAACUCGGCGAACCCGGACUCGGACUGGACGUCGUCGACUGCGCAUUCGUGUCAAUUGUCGGAGACGUGCACAAUGAGCCUCGCGGCCACAGUGUCGGGCUGGUCCCUGCUCGUGAAGCUGUCGUGCGACGCUUCCGCACCCAUCACCAACGGCGACGUCGGCAACUGCACAUCGGUCCUCCUUUUCGGGGAGUCGUGCACACCGACGUGCGACACCGGUUAUUUUCUCGUGGGUGAGCGUUCAUGCGUUGACGGCACCACGGUUGACACGGCGGCGUGCGUCAUCCCACCGCCACCUUCCCCACCGCCGCCACCUUCCCCACCUUCCCCACCGCCACCGCCGGCGCCUCCCCCACCGUUGCUCAGGCUCCAUCUCGUCGCUGACGACAUGAACGCCACGUCGCACACCCAGAACCUGGUCUGGCGCGAUCGGUCCAGCUUCGGCAACGACCUCACGACCCACCUCGCGGCGCCCGAGGUGAUCGAGGACGCGUUCAACGGGCACAAAGCUCUCCGCUUCGGGUUCUCCGACUUGUUCCAGGACGGCGUCGAAGGUUUCAGCUGCAUGCGACUGGACCCCGUCUCGAGUGAUAACCUGCUGACGUACGGCAGCGUGUCGCACUGGUCGUUCCCGGGCGUCACCGUGUUCGCGGUGAUUGAGCCGCGAGACGUGCCUUGGGGCGGCGACGGCGACCCGCUCGACUUCGUGUUCGACUUUGGCGAGUUUCCCACGCGGGGGUUCGGGCUCGCGUGGCACGAGAGCGAGCGGACGCUCUACACGCCGACUGAUCACGGCGGCGAGGUCCGCCGGAGCGCCGAGCUGCGUGAGAACAAGAAGUACGUGGUGGCGAUCCAGUACACGUUCGGUCAGGACGGGCACGUGCGCGCGUUGACGCAGUUUGCCACGAGGCACGGUCGCGCGGACCUGAUCGAUCCAACAGACUCCAGCGGCGCGGCGCAGGCGUUCUCCGUCCACGGGUUCACCCCUGAAACCGUCGCGCACGAACAGAGUCCGUUCUCGGUCGGGUGCAUGUCCAAGGAGAACACGGCAUCGGGCGCGAAAGGUAAGCGGGUGUUCCGCGGUGACAUCGCGGAGCUCAGGCUUUACGCCGGCUUGCUUUCGCUCGACGAGGUGUUCGCCAUUCGAGAUGAGCUGGUCGACACGUACGUGCCCGAAUGCGAGCGAGGGUGUUCAACCCUGACCCGCCGCGGGCUCAACCAGGUGGACCGCUACGACGAGCCCGCGGUGAAAGCGCCGGUCUCGGAGGAGUACAAGUGCAUCGCCGACGGCGAGUGCAUAUCGGCGCGGUUCAUACGGCUCUACAAGACCCAAUCGGCGUCGGACCCCACCAUCCACCUUCUUGAAUUGGCCGUGUGGACCAGCGCAUUUCCAGACAUCAACCUCGCCGCUGGAAAGGACGUGACGUGCUCACCCGCGUGUCAUAGUCUAUCCGGGUCACGUCUUGUAGAUGGAGAGACGAAUACGGGGACUGCUCACACCUGUUCUGAAGGUAAUGAUGCUUCUCGAGGGGGGCUCGCGGAGGGUGCAUGUGCCAAUGACGUUUCCAGGUGGAUGGAGAUCGACCUCGGUCAGGAGUACCUGAUUGACGGCAUACUCAUCGUGAAUAGGCCAGAUCAAUAUCGAAUCCGGAUCCAGGACGUGAAGGUUGACUUCAAGGACGCCGACGGGAAUGUCGUGCUGACCACGGCGGCGAUCACUUCUGACGAAAGCUCAGAGGACGGAUACGUGAUGGAUCUGACUAAGACGAGCCUCCAGUCGAACGUUGAGUUCGACGCGUGGAAGUACAUCCCCCAGGGUGGGAUCAUCCAGGCAGCGGACUUUGACUGGACGCUGUACAGGAGAUGGUGCGCCGUCGACGAGUACUGGGACGGCGCCGCGUGCAGAGACUGCCCGGUUGCGACGACGAGUCGAGGAGGCGACGUCACGAUGUGCUGCGCCGCAGAUGAGUUCUUGAACGGGCAGGCGUGCGGGGCGUGCCCCACCGGCUCGACUGGCAUGCAAUACGUCAUGUGCACGUGUGCCACUGAUGAGUUCUGGAACGGUACCGCCUGCCAGACGUGCCCCACCGGCUCGUUCAGCCCGGGAGGCGCCGCGACAUCAACAUCGUGUACGUCCUGCGAAGCCAACGAGUUUUGGAACGGGCAGGCGUGCGGGGCGUGCCCCACCGGCUCGACUGGCAUACAAUACGUCAUGUGCACGUGUGCCACUGAUGAGUUCUGGAACGAGCAGACGCAGGCGUGCCAGACGUGCCCCACCAACGAGUUCAGUGAGGGAGGCGCCGCGACGACAACAACGUGCAUGACUUGCCCCGCAGGGCAGUACCGCAACAGCGACGCAGGAUGCGGGGCGUGCCCGACGAACUCCGUCGGUGCCGGUGGAUCCGCGACUUCGUGCACAUGCAACGAUAACUAUCGCGCCUAUUGGUCUGGUAGCGCGUGGUCUUGCUUGGCCUGCGCUGCUCCGUACGAAAAGUCCGGAUCAGUGGUGCCACAGUCCACACUGUCGAGCGACUUCUGCGAAGAUCCUCCGCCUUGUCAGCGCGAACUGAAGGUGGAGCGCGUUGGUGGUGAUCCUGAUUGGGGCGCCCCUUUUUACUUUAAGUGCGGCGCGGUGGAGGUCUACGCAGGAAGAUCCCAUUCCAGGACCAAGCUCGUCAUCCCGCCCAACACUAUAGCGUGGGGAUCGUGUCCGACGGCCAGUUUCAAAUGGAGCGCACCGGGGAAUUCCGGCUUUCGCUAUGCAAAUACCGCAGAUACCUACGAUGACGUGUUCAAAGUCACGGAGACGAACAACUGCGGAUGCAGAAGGACAGUACGAAUCACGCGCACGGACGCCUCAACGGGUUGGGGUCAUCACAUGUCCGUCAGGUGCGCCAAUACAGGUGGUGCUAACCCUGUGGAGGUGAUCGUCGGCAAUUCCGACUCCAAUACCAAGGAUGUCGUCCUGUUUUCGCCGUACAACGGUGAAUGCCCCUCCACAUUCACUCUGGGUUCCGACAGCUUCCGGUUGGACUUGCUGUCUACUACUUGCCACAGCGGGAAUCGAGUUUACGACGGUGCUUCUUUCGAACAAUGGAUACACGACCCUGCAACAGAUCAGGUGGCGAAUGUCCAGAUCUCCGCCCCCUCUCCGAAUUUCGGUGGGGGAUUCGGGUAG
Messenger RNA from Micromonas commoda, 3495 nucleotides. RefSeq lists its product with no specific name. The transcript has a single exon. The record is from RefSeq and is a predicted model, not a curated record. The coding region runs from base 1 to 3495 and encodes 1164 amino acids. NCBI's taxonomy places the organism in Eukaryota, Viridiplantae, Chlorophyta, Mamiellophyceae, Mamiellales, Mamiellaceae.